AUGACCUCAAUUUCCGUGAAGCUCUUCACGAAGAAGUCCGACAAUGUACAACUCACCACUGGCGGCUUAUACUCAAUGAGAUGCAAACUGAUCGCUACCAACGACCUGUGUGAUGAUCAUUUGCACUUCAACAGUGCCACCCGCAUCAUUGAGCCUUCCGUACCUGGUGUCACUGAUAGUGUAGUGGAAAGCCCCGUCAACAGAGUCCAGAUCACGGCAAUCGGUACUAUUAUUGAAAAGGGAUCCUACAGUGGUGCUGUGGUGUGGUUCACUAAACAUAGAUUGCUACGGCCCCCAACCAUGGAGUGUGCUAAGAAUCUGUGGAGAGUCGGAACCGAUGUCCACUUAUCUGGUGUGGUAGUUGGGUAUGACACCGAGGCUGCGACCUGGAUCAGUGAUAUUUCUUUGAUGCAGUUGCUUGGUGGUGACGCACCUGCGGUGCCCGUCCCUGCAAAUGUGGGAAGACGCCAACCAAGCGUGAGGGGACUUCCUACGAGACAUUUCAGCGGUCGUCGUGGGUGUAGGUUCAUGGGCGGUUAUAAUGGGGGAGGCUUGCGUAAAGGAGCCUUGCGCCAAGCGCGUAUUCUUAGGGAGGCUAGGGUGCCGAGCGUGUCUACGGUUACUCAACACAAAUAUGCUCAUACUCAGAGCGGUAGCGUGUAG
Molecule: messenger RNA, 663 nt
Organism: Melampsora larici-populina 98AG31
Lineage: Eukaryota; Fungi; Basidiomycota; Pucciniomycetes; Pucciniales; Melampsoraceae
Exons: 5
Coding region: 1-663 (220 amino acids)
Source: RefSeq, a predicted model, not a curated record